AGAAGAACCGAUGGAGGGAAAGAAGAGGAGACCGGUGGCCGCCGCCGCCUGGGUGCUCGUCAUCCUGCUGUCGGUCCAGCAGCAGCAUGUCCUGCCGGUGGCCGACGCCGCGUCGGCGUUCUGCCAUUGCUACGCCAGCUGCUACCCGGACUGCAGGGCCAACCACGGCCGGGCGUUCUGCAAGGUGUCCUGCGGCUGGCUGUGCGUCGCCGGCGACCAGGCCGGGGGCGGGUGCCCGGGGGUCUGCCAGCAGGCCUCGCUCUGCGGCACCGUCGUCGCCGCCGAUGGUGAUGGCGGUGAGCCAGGUGCCGCUGAUGCCGCGGCGGCUUGUGCGGAGGACUGCGCCAGAGUACUUGAAGGCCAAGCAGGGCUGAGUAUAAGAGUGCUGGAGACAUAAAUUGGG
Molecule: messenger RNA, 403 nt
Organism: Lolium perenne
Lineage: Eukaryota; Viridiplantae; Streptophyta; Magnoliopsida; Poales; Poaceae
Source: RefSeq, a predicted model, not a curated record